Molecule: messenger RNA, 803 nt
Organism: Camellia sinensis
Lineage: Eukaryota; Viridiplantae; Streptophyta; Magnoliopsida; Ericales; Theaceae
Biological process (GO): systemic acquired resistance
Molecular function (GO): fatty acid binding
Source: RefSeq, a predicted model, not a curated record
CAGUAUAAAAGCCCAUGGUGUUGUAGGUGUUCAUACAUUGUAGUGCAAGAAUCUGAGCUACACACAUCACAUUGAGGAAAUGGAAGCUCCAAUGAAGUACAUUUGUGUUCUCGGGUUUCUUUUGCUUCUGGGCAUUGCUGAGUUUGAGCAAGUCGACGGGGCUGGCGAAUGUGGAAAAUCUUCUCCGGAUGCAGAAGCUUUGAAAUUGGCUCCUUGUGCAUCAGCAGCAAUGGAUGACAAAGCUACACCUUCUGAUACUUGCUGCCUUCAGGUCAAGAAAAUGGGCCAGAAUCCCCCUUGCCUCUGCGCCGUUAUGCUUUCAGACACUGCUAAAAGUUCUGGUGUCAAGCCGGAAAUUGCUGUGACCAUUCCCAAACGUUGUAACCUCGCUGACCGUCCUGUUGGUUAUAAGUGUGGAGCUUAUACCUUACCUUGAAGACUGAAGACCACAAAGUCAUCUUCUCAUGGAUAUGACAUACAAAGUACCAGUGUAUUGUUAGUCUUGCUAGAGUUGUGUUAUCCUAGCAAGUGUAUCUAGCUUAAUAAAGUCACUGUCGUGUCCAAACUUGUGAUUAAAGUUGUGUUAUCCUAGCAAGUGCAUCUAGCUUAAAUAAAGUCACUGUCAUGUGUCGAAACUUGUGAUUAAAGUUGUGUUAUCCUAGCAAGUAUAUCUACCUUAAUAAAGUUACUGUCGUGUCGAACCUUGUGAUUAAAGUUGUGUUAUCCUAGCAAGUAUAUCUACCUUAAUAAAGUCACUGUCAUGUGCAGACUCGUGAUUAAUAAACAAAUUACUGUGGUAAUCA